AUGUUGGCCUGCAGAUACUCCCUCAGGGGGCACCGUUCAUCUCCUUCCUCGUCUUCCGCUACUUCGUCCGCCUCUCCUUCCCCUUCUUCUUCCCCUUCUUCUUCCCCUUCUUCUUCCCCUUCUUCCCCUUCUCCUUCUUCUUCCCCUUCUUCUUUCCCUUCUUCGUCUUUCUCGUCUGGCUCAUCGACAUCAACAAGUCGAUCCGGGACGCCCGAGCACGUGAGUCACGAUGAGGGGGACGCGGAAGUUUGCCUCCCCAUGGGUUUUUAUCGGAGACUUUUGAGGCGAGAAAGAGGGGAACAGCGCGAGGAGGAAAAGCUGCGUCAUCUGCUCCAAGCGUCCAGUGGACGCUUCACUCCCGGUUCUUCGCGACACCGGAACCCCGGUCAGCACAAGUGUCUUCGUUCCUCUCUGCCUUUUUCUUCAUCUCUUUCCUCAUCUCUGUCCCUUGCAAACCGGGGCGCGAAGGCCAGCAGCGCCUUGAGGGGUGCACAUGCCCCGCCGAGGCCGAGCGCGAGGCCCAGCGUGGAGGAAGCGGCGAAAGCGAAGCUCAGAGAGGCGAGACAGGACUUGGACCGCAACGAGAGAGAAACGAAGAGAGGGGCUGGGGGACAACGGGGUGGGGAGCGAAGAGGCGCCGGUGCCAGAGCGAACGCGGAGUCGAAGGGUGCCUUGGAGAAACGCGCAGAAACGAGAGAGGACCUCAGAAACAGAAGGCCCGGCCGCCUGCACAUUUACAGAGGCAAUUUCGUCGAGAUUCGCUGGCGAUCGCCUCGGGCAGAGAAGAAGGGAGCAGAGCCACGGCGAAGGGACAGAGCGGAGGAGAGAACGGAGGCCAGAGACAUCGCAGGUGGAGAGAAAGACACAGACCGCGAGACAGAGAACGCUUGUGCAGGCGGCGCUGGGAGGUCUACAGAAGGCGAACGGAGCAAGGGAAAUGAAGAGCGGACAGAGAGAGGGAGAGGAAAAGGCAGGAGCCGCUCUACAGGAAGGCGGAGUCGCGCAACUGGCCCAUCGAGCCGAGACUCGCGUUCCUCCACGCGCCGCCCGACGGACGCCUCACACAAGCAAGGCAGUGCAAGAGGAAAGUCUGUGGGGGAGCCCGAGACGAAGGGGCCGGUGGGGCAAUCGUCUCUCUUGCAGAAUCGUCUCAGUCCGGCAAACGACCAGGGAGGAGAAGAGCGAACGAAAAAAAAGAGGAAGGAAAAAGAGGGGAGGAGAGAUGAAGAGAAAAGAAAAGAUGCAGAGAAAAGGAAAGGUGAAGAGAGAAGGGGAGAUGAAGAGAGAAAGAAAGGUGAAGAGAGAAGGGAAGAUGAAGAGAGAAGGCGAAAAAAACGAGGGACGAGCGAAGGAGGCGGAGGAAGUGGGAGAAUGAAGGGGGAGACAGAGAGUCCAGGGAGCGCAGGACACGAGCGAGGGCUAGGCGAACAAUCGAAGAUAGAAGAGAAUUUUGAGACGUUGGAAAACAUCACUGGAAAGAUAAGAACCGUUGAGAGUCAAUUGCAAUUCCUCGGAACUCUCCAAGAGAAAAACGAACGAAGCCGGAAGUGCCUCAGUAGCGCGUGCCAUUUCUUUCGCAACGACCCGAACUUCGCCGAGAAGCAUGAGACUCGCGAGAAACGGACGCCCAAAACGGUUGCCGAAUCUUCGUCGUCGUCUUCUCAUUCUUCGCCUUCUCAUUCUUUGCCGUCUUCUCAUUCUUCGCCGUCUUCUCAUUCUUCGCCUUCUUCUCGUCCGUCCUCUCCGCGUUCGUGUUCCUCCUCUCCGCCACCGCGAACGACCCAUAGAACGGCGCGUUCCCGAAGACGCCUGCGGCGCGGGGACGAGAAGGGGAAGGUCGUUUCUCGUGAUAGAGCAGAACGGCUCGACAAGCUGUUCAGUGCGAGAGAGAAGGAAAGGGAGAAAGAGAGGGAGAGGGUGAGGAAGUGGAAGGAGGCGUUGGAGAGCUUAAAGUGCGAAGACGUCCAUCAGCGGAGGGAAUGCGACGAAUGGAAGAUGGAGUGUCAGACCCGCGAACAAGGUGAACAAACGGUUCGAGACAGAAGGGUCCCCUACAGCUUCUCUCCCGUCGGUCAUUUCCCUUGUUGCCCUCUUUCGAUCUCUCCACACGGACAACUCGCCCUCCCGCCCGCGCCCUGUGUCGCCUCUCAGUCUCCCUUCCCUGUCUUCCCUGCUGAUCCGUACAACUGUUCACGCCCCUCAGGCUUCCCCGCUUCCCCUGUUCCUCUGCCUGUUUCUUCUCUUUUUUUCCCUCCCUCUUCGCAUUCUGUUCUUCCUUGUCCUUCUUUCUCUCUGACUUCUCCUUCUCGUCCAGUCGUGGACGCGUGGGACUUGGCGCAGAGGCAAAGAGGGGAAUCGCGGCGUUUCCCUUUCGUCAACGAAUCUUCUUCUCCUUCCUCUUCUUGUCCUUCUCUUUCUGCGCCCUGUGUUCCUCCGCCUCCUUCGCCUCCUGCGUCUCCUUCUCGUCCUUCUCUGCAACCUUCUCAGCCUUCUCCGUCUCCUGUUCAUCUCUCUUCUUCUCUGUCUCUGGCUUCCCCCUCUGGUCCCGUCUCUUUUUCCUCUCCCGGGCUGCUGUGCGAGGCCCCUAUCCGAGUCACGUUUCGGCCGGCACCCUUCGACGUUUUCCCGGGAAGCGACAGCGAGGGAGAACCUUCUCUUCCGUCUUUCCGCUUCGGCGGAGGCGCAGAAUGCCCAGAGGAAAACGACGCGUCUGCAGGAUCCCCCGCGGCCUGGCAGAGACAGUUCGUAGCCGUCCAGAACCACGCCUGUGUGCGGGACACUGUCUCGAGCUCGCCUCUCGAGAGUCUCUCCUGUCUCUCCGACGAAGAGGCGCUGCGAAUCCUGGAGCCGAGAGAACCACAAAGCGGCCGAGAACGCGGCCAGAGUCCCAACAAGAGGGCUUCUCGGCGCCGAUACGUCGCAAGAAAGAAAGACACAGAAAAAGGGAUAGCGCCGGUCCAAGAAGCUCUACAACUCGCCAGCGAGUUGGCUGCACUUCUCGGCGAGAAAGCAGAGAACGCAGGCGAUGGACAGCCAGAGUCGGGCGGCGAGGAACCUGAAGGCUGCACCAGCCUCAGCAGAGGGGCAACGCGCGAAGAAGAAAAGAAGAGAGCGCCAAAAGGCUCGUGUGGAGACGCGGGAGGCUUCGCCGCCGUUCAGACACGCCGCCACGCAAGUCCGUCCAAGGCGUCUUCUGAGCGGCUCCCCUCCGUAGCCUCUUCUUGCGCUUCCGUCGCUUCUCCUCGCGACCCUACUUCUUCUUUUUCCUCUUCCUUGUCUUUUCCUGUGGCCGCCGCCUUCACUCCCCUUCUCCAUGUGGACGCCUCUCGAGAUGAGAGCAAUUGUUCUGCGUCUUUGAGAGCAACAGGAAAGGUAGCCGGCCCCCCCACUCUCCCUCCGAUGCCCCGGCCCUUCUCGGAUUUCGAGCUCCUUCGCAUGCGUUUGCUAGAGCUUCAGAGCCGCAGCAGACAGAAACAAAUUCACGCCUUGCUGCAAAUGAAAAAGACACGCGCGGCCAGAGAAGCGCGAGCGAGAACGAGCCAACACACGCAAACUGAAGACGAAGAGAAACCCGGAGCAGAAAACGCCGUGUCGUUAAUCUCGUCCCUCUCUUCUUAUUCUCCUCUUUCUUCUUCCUCUUCUCCUUCUCUAUCUUCUUCUUCUCCUCUUUCUUCUUCUUCUUCUCCUUCUCCUUCUCUAUCUUCUUCUUCUCCUCUUUCUUCUUCUUCUUCUUCUUCUCCUUCUUCUUCUUCUUUUUCUUCUUCUCUCUCGCUUUGUGCUUCCUCGUAUCCUCUCUUACCUUCUCUUUCUGCGGACUCCGCCUUUUGCGCUUCGAGCGCGGCUGCGAAAGAAGCCAGGGCGACGUCGCAUGCGCGCACCCUCGCCGCUCAAAGGCCUGCUCACCGGGGCGAGGCGGGAGAGACAGAGCAGCGCAAGCUCCUGCAUGCAGAUGACGACAGGGGGGGAGGAGCGAGAACGGCGCGACGUGGACCGGACGAAGACGGAUGGCAUGGCAGGCGCGGGAAGGAGAAACGAACUUUCGAUCGGGCUGCCUCGAAAGCACGCAGAAAGGAGAGAAGAGACAGAAGCGAGAGUUUCAAAAGGUCGCCGGCAGAUAGAGAAAAACGCUUCCUCCAGCUUCUCCUCGCAGAUGAGGACGCAGAGGCGAGAGGAGGGAGACGAAGAAGCAAGCGCAAGGGAACAGGGGAAACGAGCUGGGAGAAACUCUUCAACUUCUCCUGGCUGGGUGACGAUCUGUCAGAGGAAGAGAACUAA
This is a messenger RNA of Neospora caninum, 4275 nucleotides long. RefSeq lists its product as hypothetical. The transcript has a single exon. Lineage: Eukaryota; Apicomplexa; Conoidasida; Eucoccidiorida; Sarcocystidae. The record is from RefSeq and is a predicted model, not a curated record. Bases 1 to 4275 code for a protein of 1424 amino acids.